ACUUUUUUUUGCUAAUUUUUUCACUAUUCAAGCAAAAAUUUUAUUGUAAUCUACAAUAAACUAAAUUAACGAAAGUAAUUUGUUCUAGAUUAAAUAUUAAAAAUAAACGAACGAAAAAUGCCCAAGAUUUCUAGGGAAUCGAUACAAAAGUUUAAUGAUCGCAUGGUUCAAAAGUUUCCAAAUGUCUUGGACAUUGAAUCGUCUAUACUAUUUUGCAAACUGUGUCUUUGCAAUAUCAAUGGCACUAAGGUCUUUAGUGUACAGCAACAUUUUCGCACGUUAAAACAUCAAGCUGCUCAGCAGAAUGCCCUGGAGAUGCCUAUGUUUGAAGCAGCUGAAAGCCGGAAGUUAUUAAUACAGCAGCCAGUUGUGCACAUCAAAUUAGAAACUUUUAGUUUGGAUUUAUGCACCACAUUUCUAGAGGCCAAUAUACCGUUGGAAACAGUUGACAAUACAGCCAUUCAAAUGUUUUUACGAAAGUACACAAAACGAGCCUUACCCGCUGAGGCAAUGCUAAGGACGAAUUAUGUACCGGCCCUGUAUGAGAAAUAUAUACAAAAAUUACAACAUAAAGCGGAAAAUAAACAAAUUUGGUUAUCGAUAGCGGAAACAAUCGAUAGUGAACAGCAAUUAGUGGCGAAUUUUGUGUUUGGUUUAAUGGAAGAAGAUGAAAAGGGUAAAUCUUAUUUGUUAAAUAUGGCUCGUCUAGAACGGGCAAAUGCCAGUUCAUUGGCCGCUUUUAUUAAUAAUUCUUUGCAAAUUCUAUGGCCGGAUGGCAUCCGUUAUGAAAAUGUUUUAUUGGUAAUAACCGAUAAAAUUCCUUAUAUGGUAACUGCUCUACAAUCACUUAAAGUUUUAUAUCCCAAUAUGAUUUAUGCCAAUUGUUUGCUACAAUCCUAUCACAGAAUGGUGGAAUAUAUACAAGUGCAUUUCAAACAAGUAAACAAUUUUAUUACCAAUUGUGAGGCUGUGUUUUUAAAGUCUCCUCACCGCCAGCAUAUAAUGCGCUCUAAGUACCACUACCUAAAGCUGCCCUCAACCACCGACACCACAGCUACCCCCGGCACCUGGUUAAAAGCCGCUAUUUACUAUAGAAAUAACUUUAAUGAAAUCAAAACCCUUUUACUUAUGCUAGACGAGGACGAAGAUGUUGAAUGUCUUAAACAAGCUAAACAAUUAAUACAAACUACUUCACUCGAAAACGAUUUAAUUUAUAUUAAUCAACACUUUGAAAGUCUUUUUGAAGCUAUAACAAAACUAAAAACUAGAGACUUAAAUCUAAAUGAAAGUCUCGCUACCAUUGAUAUUAUAAGAACAAACAUACAGGCCUCUGAACGCCCCGAUUUCAUUGAAAAAUUCAAUAAAAUUAUCAAUGAUAAUGCCGGCUUACAGGAAUUAAUCGAAAUGAAUAACAAAAUUAAUUUGUUUAUUAAACAACGAACCGAAAUUGAGCAGGAAAGCUUGUGGCUUUAUCAAUAUGCCCCCGUUGUCUCAGCCGAUGUGGCCCAGCUGUCGUAUGCCAAGAGUUUGCUGGAGAAUGACAAAACGUUAAGUUUAAGAAAUUUGAAACAAGAAAAAUAUGAAUUUAGUUAUACAUAAUUAGAAAAUAAAGGGGAAAUAGUAAAUUAGUGAAAUGUAUGAAAAUAAAAA
Calliphora vicina (urban bluebottle blowfly) is the source of this 1650-nucleotide messenger RNA. RefSeq lists its product as uncharacterized. Bases 118 to 1599 code for a protein of 493 amino acids. Lineage: Eukaryota; Metazoa; Arthropoda; Insecta; Diptera; Calliphoridae. Gene Ontology annotation, biological process: regulation of transcription by RNA polymerase II. Gene Ontology annotation, cellular component: nucleus. Gene Ontology annotation, molecular function: double-stranded DNA binding. The transcript has 3 exons. The record is from RefSeq and is a predicted model, not a curated record.